Artibeus jamaicensis (Jamaican fruit-eating bat) is the source of this 2588-nucleotide messenger RNA. RefSeq names its product phosphodiesterase 8A (gene PDE8A). NCBI's taxonomy places the organism in Eukaryota, Metazoa, Chordata, Mammalia, Chiroptera, Phyllostomidae. Gene Ontology annotation, molecular function: 3',5'-cyclic-AMP phosphodiesterase activity. The coding region runs from base 1 to 2487 and encodes 828 amino acids. The transcript has 23 exons. The record is from RefSeq and is a predicted model, not a curated record. Gene Ontology annotation, biological process: signal transduction; positive regulation of ERK1 and ERK2 cascade; regulation of DNA-templated transcription.
AUGGGCUGCGCCCCAAGCAUCCACGUUUCCGAGAGCGGGACUCUGUACCCCAGCGGCAAAGAGGCCGAGGACGCGCCCGGCGCCGCCGGGCAGCGCCUCCCUCACGGCCGAGAGACCACCGCCUCGCCCGCGACCAGCGGUCCCGGCCUCGCGGCGUCCGAGUCUCGCGGCGGCGGCAGCAAGACGGUGGCAGCUGAAGUGCAAUUUGGCCCCAUGAAAUUUCAUCCAGAUCAACUCCAGGUACUUUUAGUGUUUACCAAAGAGGACAACCAGUGUAACGGAUUCUGUAAGGCAUGUGAAAAAGCAGGGUUUAAGUGCACGGUUACCAAGGAGGCUCACACCGUCAUGGCCUGUUUCCUGGCCAAACACCAUGAUGUCAUCAUCAUCGACCACAGAAAUCCCCGGCAGCUGGAUGCAGAGGCGCUGUGCAGGUCUAUUAGAUCCUCAAAAGUCUCAGAAAACACAGUUAUUAUUGGCGUAGUACGCAGGGCGGAGAGAGAAGAGCCGUCCGUGCUGCCCCUCAUCGCCGCCGGCUUCACGAGGAGGUACGUGGAGAACCCGAGCCUCAUGGCCUGCUACAACGAGCUGCUCCAGCUGGAGUUCGGGGAGGUGCGCUCACAGCUGAAACUCAGGGCUUGUAACUCAGUAUUCACUGCAUUAGAGAAAAGUCAAGAAGCAAUUGAAAUCAUAAGUGAAGACCACAUUAUACAGUAUGCAAAUCCUGCAUUUGAAACAACAAUGGGCUAUAAAUCAGGUGACUUAAUAGGGAAGGAGUUAGCAGAAGUGCCUAUAAAUGAAAAAAAGUCGGAUUUGCUUGACACUAUAAAUUCUUGCAUCAAGACGGGGAAGGAGUGGCAAGGAGUUUACUACGCCAAAAACGGAGACAAUUUGCAGCAGAAUGUGAAGAUAGUACCUGUCAUCGGGCAGGGGGGAAAAAUUAGACACUAUGUGUCCAUUAUCAGAGUGUGCAGUGGCAACAAUAAGGCUGAGAAAAUAGCGGAAUGCAUUCCAUCUGACACUCACACAGAUGGCCAGCCAGGCAAACAGAAAGACAAGAGGAAGAGCUCACUGGAUGUCCUCAGUGUGGCCUCUCGGACAAACGAAGUGGCCAGCCAGAGGCGACACUCCUCCAUGGCCCGGAUACACUCUAUGACCAUCGAGGCGCCCAUCACCAAGGUAAUCAACAUUAUCAACGCUGCCCAGGAAAACAGUCCCAUGCCUGUGACAGAAGCCUUAGACCGUGUGCUGGAAAUUCUGAGAACCACUGAGUUAUAUUCACCGCAGCUUGGUGUUAAGGAUGACGAUCCUCACGCCAGCGACCUCGUCGGGGGCCUAAUGUCUGAUGGUUUGCGAAGGCUGUCUGGGAAUGAAUAUGUGCUUUCAACAAAAGGCCUGAACCACGUUCCGAGCACUAUAGUCACUCCCCUCACCCUUCAUGACGUGUCGCCGCGGAUAGCGCAGGCCGUAGAAAAUGAGGACUACUGGGACUUUGAUAUUUUUGAACUGGAGGCUGCCACUCAGAAACGGCCUCUAAUUUAUCUUGGUCUCAAAAUCUUCGCUCGUUUUGGACUCUGUGAAUUCUUAAACUGCUCUGAGACGACGCUGAGAUCGUGGUUGCAGGUCAUUGAAGCCAAUUACCAUUCCUCCAACCCCUACCACAACUCUACACACGCUGCCGACGUGCUGCACGCCACUGCCUAUUUCCUCUGCAGGGAAAGGAUAAAGCAAACUUUAGACCCAGUGGACGAGGCCGCAGCCCUCAUUGCAGCCGCCGUCCAUGACGUGGACCACCCCGGGAGGACGAACUCCUUCCUGUGUAACGCUGGGAGCGAGCUGGCCAUCCUGUACAAUGACCUGGCCGUGCUGGAGAGCCACCACGCGGCCUUGGCCUUCCAGCUGACCGCCGGGGACGACAAGUACAACAUCUUCAAAAACAUGGAGAGGAACGACUAUCGGACCCUGCGCCAGGCCAUCAUCGACAUGGUCCUGGCCACGGAGAUGACGAAGCACUUUGAGCACGUCAACAAGUUUGUCAACAGCGUCAACAAGCCCUUGGCAGGGCUAGAGGAAAGCGAGAAGACCGAGGAAGACCGAGAAGCCAUUAACACUAGUCUCAGGACCCCGGAGAACCGGGCUCUGAUCAAACGGAUGCUGAUUAAGUGCGCCGACGUGUCCAACCCCUGCCGGCCCCUGGAGCACUGCAUCGAGUGGGCUGCACGCAUCUCAGAAGAGUACUUUUCUCAGACCGACGAAGAAAAGCAGCAGAACCUACCUGUGGUGAUGCCGGUCUUUGACAGAAACACCUGCAGCAUCCCCAAGUCCCAGAUCUCCUUCAUCGACUACUUCAUCACAGGCAUGUUCGAUGCUUGGGACGCCUUUGUAGACCUACCGGAGUUACUGCAGCACCUGGACAACAAUUUUAAAUACUGGAAAGGACUCGAUGAAAUGAAGCUGCGGAGCCUCCGGCCACCUCCAGAACCAGAAUAGGGACGGGCUCCUUCGCUACAGAAACCGGACCUCGGGAACCGCUCUCCUCGCCUGGCGGCCUUUGCCAGUGACUCUGCAAAUUAAAAGAGAUUAAGACUGAA